Messenger RNA from Lycium barbarum (goji berry), 3402 nucleotides. RefSeq names its product pentatricopeptide repeat-containing protein At5g56310-like. The coding region runs from base 1037 to 2452 and encodes 471 amino acids. Gene Ontology annotation, molecular function: protein binding; RNA binding. The record is from RefSeq and is a predicted model, not a curated record. Lineage: Eukaryota; Viridiplantae; Streptophyta; Magnoliopsida; Solanales; Solanaceae. The transcript has a single exon. Gene Ontology annotation, biological process: RNA modification.
UUAUUAAUUAUUUGAUCUCCAUUUAAUAUUGUUUUUUCUUUUAUGACAUUAAUAUCUUUUCACAUUUAUUAGAGUAAGGAAAAAAUGAAAAAGUAAUUAAAUUCUAUCUUAUUUUAAUAUAUAAGUAUUUUAAGUAUGUUGUUGUACAAUAAUUUCAUUUGCUCUCACUAAUGGGUUGAUAUGCAUAUGACAAUGAAUCCAUCAUUAUUGAUUCAAUGAGAUACUUUGGAAAUUACAUAAAUAUUGUUUGAUUUUUUUAAUAUGGGAUGCACUUUUUUUUUGACAUUGUUUGUUUUUUUAAUAUGGAAUUCACUUUUUUUUUUAAAUAUUGCUUGAUUUUGUUAAUAUGGAUCCACUUUUUUCCCGUGAGUUUGGAGAUGGUGGGUUCCACUUUUUUUUUUUUUUUUUUUUUUUAAUAUUGGUUGGUGUUUAAUAUGAGACUCACACUUUUUUUUAAUAUUGAUUGGUGUUUCAUAUGGGGCCCACACUUCUACAUUUUUUUUUUAAUGAAACGGAUGACGAAAAAGUUGAGCCAAUCGGCUCUUCUAUAUAGUUAAUAAAAAAAAAUGAAAAAUAGAAAGUAAAUGAGGAGAUUUUAGUCGAAUAAAUGUGAAAGGACGAAAAGGUUAAGAAAUAAAAGAGGCCCGGCCGGUUUCGAGCUUGGAGCAUAAAAUAAAAUAAUGACAUAAGACCAUAUAGACAUGUGCAUGCACAUACCCAAUUUUAACUUAUUUUCUUAAUCAGAUUAUUAUUUAAUGGGGUAAAAAAUACAUUUUAUAAAUAAAAUACACGAGAGUCCUACGAUCCCUGCAUAAUUCAGGUGUGGUAAUUUCACUACAGUUAAAGGCGUGUUUUUAUGCCUUAUACCUUUUGUAUAGUUACGAAAAUUGUCAAAUUUACUUCAAAGGAUUAAGGAACUGAUGUUGAGGAUAGAGUAAAAUUAAAUGCUUAAUAAUCUAUGAUUAAGACAGAGUACUUUAUAUACUCUGUAGCUGUUAUGACAAGAAGGUGGUUCUUGUAAUAUGGUUCCGCCAAAAUGAACAUGUUCAAGCUCCGGGGUCUCCAUUACAGGCACCUCUCUACUAUCACCUAUACUCGUCAUUCUCCUCCACACCUUUCUCUCCUAGCCGACCAAUGCACUUCAAUUCACCAACUCAAACAAAUCCAUGCCCAAAUGAUCACCACAGCCCGUAUCCACGACAAUUUUGCCGCCAGUCGCUUACUAUCCUUCUGUGCUCUCUCAAAAUCAGGCAGUCUUUCUUAUGCCUUAAGACUUUUCGACAGUAUCAAUGAACCCAAUUCAUUCAUGUGGAACACUCUCAUUAGAGCUCAAGCUGGUAACUCAAAUCCCCAACAAGCUUUGUUUCUUUAUGUAAAGAUGCGAAGGCUUUGUGUUACUCCUGGUAAACAUACAUUCCCUUUUGUACUUAAAGCUUGUUCGAAUGUAAUGUGUGUUUAUGUUAGUAGACAAGUGCAUUGUCAUGCUAUUAGAUUUGGGUUGGAUUCAGAUUUGCAUGUUGGUAAUGGUUUGAUCAGGGUGUAUACUGUUUGUCGUGUGUUAGAGGAUGCACGAAAGGUGUUUGAUGAAAUCCCUGAGAGAAAUUUGAGUAUUUGGACGACGAUGAUUUGUGGGUUUGCUCAGAAUGAUAGAUAUAGUGACGCUAUUUGGUUGUUUGAGCGUAUGGUUGGGGAUGGAAUGGCGCCCAAUGGAGCUACAUUGGCUUCGGUGUUGUCAGCUUGUGCCCAGUCGGGUAGUUUGCAGUUAGGAGAACAGAUUCGCGUAUAUAUGGAAGAAAACGGGAUAGAAUUAGGAGUGAUUCUUGGCACGGCGUUGGUGAACAUGUAUGCAAAGAACGGUGCUAUAGUCGAAGCAGAGAAGUGUUUUAGUGGUAUGAGAGAAAGGAACAUCGCGACUUGGAACGCGAUGAUUUGUGGGUUAGCUGCUCAUGGACAUGCAAAAGAAGCAAUUAACUUCUUUAAGAAGCUAGAACAAGAAAAAGUGAAGCCAAAUGACAUUACAUUGGUUGGGGUUCUAUCAGCAUGCUGCCAUGCUGGAUUGUUUGAUUAUGGGGAAGAAAUAUUUCACUCCAUGGAAGAGUUGUACGGUAUAGAGCCUAAGAUUGAGCAUUAUGGAUGCAUGGUUGACAUUCUUGGGCGUAAUGGGAAACUGAUAGAAGCUGAGGAGAUCAUAAGAGGAAUGAUUUGGAAGGCUGACGUGGUUAUCUGGGGAUCUUUAUUAAAUGCAUGUCAGAGCCAUGGAGACAUAGAUAUUGCAGAACGAGUUGUGAAAGAAAUUCUGCUUUUGAAUCCAAAUAGUCAUGGAGUUUAUGUUGUCUUAUCUAAUAUGUAUGCAGAGGCUGGAAGAUGGGAGGAUGUGGUAAAAUUAAGGAAGCAGAUGAAGCAAGGAAGCUUAAAGAAAACGCCUGGUUGGAGCCUUGUCAAUGCUACAUGACUUUGCUAUCAUUAUUUGUAAAAUCUUUGUCAUCAACGAUCACGAGGAAGAUUUUAAUUUCUUUUAACGAGAUCACACUUUCAAAUUUCAUGACAAUUGCAUUUCGAGACGUGAAUGCAAUCUCAUUUUUGAGAAAUAAAUCCAUCGGACUUGUUUCUUUAGGUGGACAAAAGUGAACAUCAAAGCAAGUCGCACCUGAAACAUGAACCUUCUUUCUUUUUUUCCCAAUCUUUGUUGAAUGGGCUUGCUGGAAGUACUAGAGGUGACAUGACAACACCAGCAGACUAUCUUUGACAGUCCUCAGGCAGUAUUACCUCUCCCAGGAAUACUUUUUAUGCUGCAAGAUUCUGUCUGAAAUCCUGGAGGAUGAUUGAUAUCAAUGAUGUUCAAGGUGGUGUCUUUUGAUCUUAAAUGGACCUCUUUUUUUCCUAUUUAUAUCUUUUUCCGAAAGUGCUUCUGGAAGGGUGAGGUAAUACUGCUAACAGCUAUUUGAGUACAAGGCAUUGACAAGCUAGUCUGAGAAAGAUGAGAUUUUUUGAAGAUCAAGGAACAGAGAGUGUCCACAACAGCUUAAAUUUCACUUGAUUGAAAAGAGAACCAUACCUGGGUCGGAAUUUCAAGGUGCACUCCAGCUUUCUGCUCCUGGAUACAAGCAUCAUUGCAGGGACAAACAAGCUAUGCCGCUGCGUCAAGGAACCAAGUGAAUUAAUGUUUAUUUUAAGUGGUGUGGCAACAUUAAUUUUACAUCAGUUCCCCAGCUCUUCAUAUUGUUGAGCUCUUUUUAAAGCUCCAGAUAGUGUUUAGUUCUCUUGAACAUAGGUAUGAUGAGAAUCUGGGAACUCUAGAAAGAUCCCAGUCAGAUCUGUGAUUAUAACUGAUGAACGUUUUUCCAAAGAUCUAUUAGUACCCAUUACUCUGAAAGUAAAAAUUGACAUAAUUAUUUUGGUAAA